Molecule: messenger RNA, 375 nt
Organism: Sporothrix schenckii 1099-18
Lineage: Eukaryota; Fungi; Ascomycota; Sordariomycetes; Ophiostomatales; Ophiostomataceae
Exons: 1
Coding region: 1-375 (124 amino acids)
Source: RefSeq, a predicted model, not a curated record
AUGGCGCCCAUGGAGUGGGAGCCACCAGCCAUGCCAGCCGUGGCUGUCGGGGUGGCCAUCGUGGUGGCCAUCGCGGUGGCCGUUGUGGCCAUUGUCAUGUCCAUGGUGACUUGUGGUGGAGUGAAACGCUGGGUUGUCCGGAUGGUGCAGAGACGAGAUGUGCGAGGGCGAUGGAGGCAUAUCCCUGCUGCAUUGUCGUCGGCGGAUGCCAGAGCCUUAUAUACGGAGUCCGCCAGCGCAAAGUACUGGAUGCCAAGAGGAGGAAAUCGCGACAAACGAGAUCAACCACGCCAGAACCACGCCAGGGCCACGUCAGGGCCACGCCAGAGCCGUAGCGCCAUGAAAACGUAUGGUGUACAAAAUCUGCAGAUGUGA